Messenger RNA from Metarhizium brunneum ARSEF 3297, 2151 nucleotides. The record is from RefSeq and is a predicted model, not a curated record. NCBI's taxonomy places the organism in Eukaryota, Fungi, Ascomycota, Sordariomycetes, Hypocreales, Clavicipitaceae.
AUGGAUGACGGCAAGCAUGGGAAAGCCAUUGAGCAUCAUGCUUCAGACCUGGAUAAUAAUCUCAGCAAGCAGAUGUCACGGCAACAACUGCAGCACAAACGCUCUCGCGAGACACGUUUCCAAAAUGACUUGGCGCAUCUUAUUCCUAGUCUCCGCCUUAGCCGAUGGUGGUUUGCUUCCUCUGCGUUUCCCAUGAUCGCAGCCACCCUUGGCCCCGUCGCCUCGGCUUUCAGCAUCUGCGCCUUGGGAUCUCAAUGGCGCCAAAAACUGGUUCCUGGACAGAAUGUUGACGAUGCGGUAUUUAUACAGGACCCUGCUUGGUACAUCUCUGCCAUAUGUCUUUUAUCCCUAAAUGCUACCGCUGCCGGUCCCCUUCAGUAUAAUCUUGAUCCACCACAGGACUACAUCUGGUCACAGGCUUUCUAUUACGGCAUAUGGGCAGCCAUUCUGUACUUUGUCGAUGCCUCACUGAUGGCCGUGACGUUUUGGGGAGCCUCUUCAGGCCAUUACCCCAAGGACUUCAACCUUACCCGUAGCCAACGCACCCUAAUGCUUCAGACUAUCCUCUUUCUGAUGUAUCUUCUCCUUGGAGCCCUCAUCUUUUCGAAAAUCGAGAACUGGAGAUACCUAGAUGCUGUUUACUGGGCCGACGUGACGCUCUUCACUGUUGGUUUUGGGGACUUUGCCGCCAACACGACGCUGGGAUGCGCGCUACUUAUCCCAUACGCUCUCAUCGGGGUUAUCAGCCUUGGUCUCGUUAUUAGCUCCAUUCGAAGCAUGAUUCUCGAACGUGGUAGGCGUCGACUGGAUGCUCGGAUGGAAGAGAAGAAUCGGAGAAGAUUCAUUCGCACAAUGACAAAAAGUGGCCACGAUGAAAUCCUGAGCCCGAUUGACGAUGAUACAGUCUCAAACUGGGGUCCGGAAAAUGCCGGUUUGCCACAAAAUGAAUUCGACCGCAGAAAAACCGAAUUUCUACUGAUGCGAAAGAUUCAACAACAGGCCUCAAUUCGUAGAAAAUGGAUGGCAAUGGCAAUAUCUACCGGCGUGUGGAUUUUGUUGUGGCUCGUUGGUGCCGUGAUUUUCGUCAGUGCUGAAGAGCCAUAUCAACAGUGGAACUAUUUCGAUGCCUUCUACUUCUGCUUCAUUUCACUCAUGACUAUUGGCUAUGGAGAUCGUACGCCGAACUCGAAUGCUGGCAAGUCAUUCUUCGUUUUCUGGUCACUAUUGGCACUGCCCACCAUGACGGUUCUUAUUUCCAACGCGGGCGACACGGUUGUCAAGUUUGUAACAGACGCAACAAUUCGUAUUGGCAACAUUACAAUCCUGCCCGGUGAGGAUGGUUUCACGGGGAAUGCAAAGUAUGUUGCCAAUCGUGUUUCGUUUGGCCGUCUGUUCCGCAGUGCAACCAUUACGAUUCGGGAGCACGAAAGGGAAAAGAGAAUACGUAAAAGGGCGGAAGACUUGACGGGCUUCGACCCCAAAGAUGUUAAAGACACAGAAAAACAACAAAACGAAUCCAGUCAUAGUGGUGGCUCGGCUUCUCAUGGACACCGAGAGGACGAUGAGGAGCGUCAAGGAAAACACAAACUUUGCCAAAAAACCGAAAUUCCUGCAGGCCGCCCUUCUUUAGCACAAGUACAAGAUCGUCUCGACGACCUACCUAUCGGCACGGAACUACAUCUACUACUCGUCAAGGAAAUUCAGACUGUGUCCCAGCAUCUUAGAGAGCCUGAGCCGCGGCGAUAUACAUUUGAAGAGUGGGCAUGGUAUCUGGCUCUAAUUGGAGAGGACGAACGGGACCCCUUGAAUCACCGAAAAGUGCUUCCUAAGGCGAAACACAGACGGACCAGAAGACACAAACACAAACACCACAAUCGUCAUCGUGACAAGGCGGAGCAAGGUCGUGAUCCACCUCAGGACGAUGUUGCCGAGACAAUUCGAGCUCCACGACCAUCUAUGCAGCUAGCAGCACCAAUCCCAGUCCAACUUCCUGAUACUGACGCCCAUCUCAAAUGGUCUUGGGUAGGCAAUCGUAGUCCUCUCAUGGGUGGACAGGAAGAAAGUGAAUGGAUUCUAGAUAAAUUGAUGGAAAGACUAGAAGAAUCCCUUUGGGAAACUAAAAUUGACGAAGACGAUGCCAAUUCGCCAUGA